GUGUUUUACCCCAGAGAGCUGUUCAAUCAUCCUUACAUCCUCAGUCUGCUAUGUGAACAGAUCAUGAGGGACACGUACUCAGACAGCUGUUUGAGGAUCAGCAGAGAGGAGAGGAGGAAGAUGAAGGAUUUGCUAGCGAAUUUCAAUGUGGGAACAACUAUAAGCACCAUCCAGGAUGACACCAUGAAGAAGAGGAUUGUCAUUGCUGCUCGAGACAACUGGGAAAACUACUUUAGUCGACUCUUCCCUGUGAAGGUAGACAGCGGGGAUGCUCAGAUUUUGGGUGUGUCUCACCGCAGGAUUCAUCUCUUGAAGGUAGUCAGAGCAUCAGGCAUCAACCCCAAACACCUCUGUCAGCUCAGAAGCUACAGUUUUGCAGAGUUGUUGUCAGUUGACCUCCAGGGUGCAGACAGAGUGAGACUGGAGCUAACAAGUGAGGACUUGGUACUGCAGUCUACCAGAGCUCCUCAGAUCACUGCCAUGAUACGAUUGUUCCUCCAGGAGCUCAUCAAGGACUCAGGCCAUGUUAUUGCCCUGAAAAGUUUUGUGACAGAUGACAAGAGUCUACUCAACUUCAGCAAGGGUGACAUCAUUAAACUGCAGCCAAUGGAAGGACUCCAGACUG
This is a messenger RNA of Monopterus albus (swamp eel), 625 nucleotides long. Its product is annotated as unconventional myosin-XVB-like. The record is from RefSeq and is a predicted model, not a curated record. NCBI's taxonomy places the organism in Eukaryota, Metazoa, Chordata, Actinopteri, Synbranchiformes, Synbranchidae. The transcript has 6 exons. The annotation marks the transcript as partial.